AUGGAAAUGACAAAACCUGGUUAUGUUGUUGUUUGUGUUAUUCUUAUUUGCGCUAUCGUCAAUGGGGGUUCAGAGAGGAAGAGAUGGAAACAUGAGGAUUUUAAAAUGGAUCAUGAUGGAGAAAAGGAUGAGUUGAGUUUGUUUGAUCAGGUGACACAGGCAGAGCAGGUGUGGGGAUAUUGUAGAAAAGAAGUGAUAGAGAGGAGUUAUGGCAUCAAAGAAUUUGACUUGCAUUUAUUAGAUGAGACGAGCGGGAAGAGAUUUAAAUAUCUACCUCCCCAUAUGAGACAACACUUUUUGGAUUGCUUAAGAAAGAGAAAUUAUCCUAUUCCUGUUUCGGAAGAGGAGGGACAUUUGUUGAAGAAACUUUAUGAGUCACUAUUUGGUUUAGCAGAUGGACAUAAAUAUUUACUUUCAGAGUCACUAAUUAAUCAGACACCACCGAGCCCUGAUUCUGAAUCAUCUCCAAAACUGAAAAGUCAUGUUGCAGCACAAACCACUUCUUCACCUCCAACUCCCGAGUUUUCGUUUCAUGAUUUUGCACUCCCCCCGAAAUUGUUUGUGCCAUUUUUAUCACCACCUCCUCCUCCUCCUCCUCUUCUUGCUACUUUUGAUCAGAAAGAAAUUGUUAUGGCUGUAGUUGCAUCAGGAAUUGUAAUCUUAAUAGGCUUUUUGUUAUGCUGCCGCGAGGUGAGGAAGCGCAAAAAAGUUGACAAAGAUGUCAGGCCUUUACUCAUAUUAACCUCAAGCGACAUGUCUGGUGGCAGUUCACAACAGUCUAUGAGUUUCGAAAAUAAUGAUAUGAAAGAAUAUGGUAUUAACUACGGAAUGAAUCCUUCUACUGUUAAGACUUCGUCCAAUAAGCAUGAAGACAACAAUGCUUCACUGGCUGAGAUAGCAUCAUCGGAUAACAAAGGACAAGUACCAGUAUCUCCAUUAAAACACCCUUCAGGAAGAUCAGCCCCUGAGGCUUCACUGCCGCCGCCUCCACCACCUCCUCUUGCACCUUGCAGUCCACCUCCACCACCUCCUCUUGCACCUCGCCCUCCACCUCCUCCAAGAAUGGUUCGGCCUCCACCUGCUCCUCCCAAAUUAAUGGAAGGUCAAAACCUUAAAUCACCUCUAGGACCACCUCGUGCUAGUGAUGAUGAUGAGUCUGGUGCUCCAAAACCGAAGUUAAAGCCAUUUUUCUGGGAUAAGGUUGUAGCAAGUCCUGAUCAAGCCAUGGUCUGGCAUGAGAUCAGAGCAGGGUCAUUCCAGUUCAGUGAAGAAAAGAUAGAGUCUUUAUUUGGCUGCGCCAACAGAAAUGAAAGAAAAAAAGAUUCUUCAUCUUUAGAACCUUCUGUCCAGUACAUUCAGAUUAUUGACCCCAAGAAAGCUCAGAAUUUAUCAAUUCUUUUACGUGCUUUGAAUGUGAGCACAAAAGAAGUUAUUGACGCCAUUAAAGAAGGUAAUGAGAUUCCCGUUGAGCUCAUCCAAACAGUAUUGAAGAUGGCGCCAACAACAGAUGAGGAAUUGAAGCUAAGGUUAUUCACGGAUGACGUUUCUCGACUUAGCUCUGCAGAGAGGUUUCUCAAGGCCUUGGUUGAUAUUCCACUGGCUUUCAAACGUCUUGAGUCACUACUAUUCAUGUUUACACUUCCGGAAGAGGCUUCAAACCUUAGGGAAUGCUUUACAAUAUUAGAUGUUUCUUGCAACAAACUAAGGAAAAGCAGGGUUUUCCAAAAGCUAUUAGAAGCAGUUCUAAAGACUGGAAAUCGAUUGAACAAUGGAACCUAUCGUGGUGGUGCUCAAGCAUUUAAGCUUGACACACUUUUGAAACUGGCAGAUGUAAAAGGAACAGAUGGUAAGACCACACUGUUACACUUUAUGGUUCAUGAGAUCAUUCGUUCAGAGGGCAUAAGAGCUGUAAGAACAGAAAAAGCAAGCCAAAGCCAUGCUAGUAUGAAAACCGAGGAUUUCAUCGAUGAAUCAAAGGGGGAAUCAGAAGAGCACUAUCGCAACCUUGGCCUUCAAGUUGUUUCAGGCCUAAGCACUGAACUAGAAGAUGUGAAAAAGGCAGCAGUGAUAGAUGGUGAUGCUCUAGCAUCUACAGUGUUGAAACUUUAUAAUAGAUUGGUAAAAUCUGAAGAACUGUUGAAUAAGGAUAUGAAGAAUCUAGAAGAAGAUAGCGAGUUUCAACGUUCCCUUGCAAUUUUUGUGGAGAAGGCAAGAGAGGAAGUGGUAUGGUUAAUAGGGGAAGAGAAGAGGAUAAGGACCGGGAUUAAGAGUACUGCAGAUUAUUUUCAUGGGAAUUCCGGAAAAGAUGAAGGGUUGCGUUUGUUUGUGAUUGUACGUGAUUUCUUGGUAAUGUUGGACAAAGUGUGCAAAGAGGUACAAGCAUCGACAACGAAGACAUUAGCUGCCAAAGGUUCUACUUCUAGCAAGAAAGAGGCUCCUUCAUCCUCUCCAGAUUCUCAUAAACAAUCACUCUCUGAUAUGCAUAGGAGACUAUUUCCAGCCAUAGCAGAGAGGAGAAUGCAUGACUCUAGUUCCUCGUCCUCCGAUGAUGAUGAUGAUGAUGAGAUGUUACCAACGUAG
Messenger RNA from Lathyrus sativus (Indian pea), 2580 nucleotides. The record is from the annotation of a GenBank genome assembly. NCBI's taxonomy places the organism in Eukaryota, Viridiplantae, Streptophyta, Magnoliopsida, Fabales, Fabaceae.